Plasmodium knowlesi strain H is the source of this 2574-nucleotide messenger RNA. Its product is annotated as poly(A)-specific ribonuclease PARN, putative. Bases 1 to 2574 code for a protein of 857 amino acids. The transcript has a single exon. Gene Ontology annotation, cellular component: cytoplasm. NCBI's taxonomy places the organism in Eukaryota, Apicomplexa, Aconoidasida, Haemosporida, Plasmodiidae. Gene Ontology annotation, molecular function: 3'-5'-RNA exonuclease activity; RNA binding. The record is from RefSeq and is a predicted model, not a curated record.
AUGUCAAAUGUAGUGAAUUAUUUCUUUAAAAAUUUCGUUUUAAAAGAAAAAAAUAAAAUCCUGAAAUAUGGUAUGUUGAAAAGAAGGUACUCGAAGAUAACAAGUGUUAAUGUGAAUAACUGGAAUGACAUUCACAGGGAGAUAAUCCAUAAAAUCCGUGAUAGCGAUUUCGUUUCAAUUGACGUGGAGUACACAGGGCUUCAUCUGAAGGAUGAAAGGUACAUAUCUAUUGAUUCCAGUUAUGAAGCCCAUUGUUAUGGAGCCAAAUCAUUUUUCCCUUGCCAAAUUGGAAUUACCGUGGCUAGGAGAAAUGACACACAAGGGAAGGAGAAACAGGUAGCAGGCGGAAGAGGAGAGAAAGAAAAGGAGGAGCUUAGGAAGAUGAAUUUACAUAAUAUUAAAGUUUCAAGACAAGAGAAUGAAAAAGUAGACCAUAAGUAUAGCUUAAAAUGUAACCAAGAGUGGGACAUAUCACCCUACUGCAUCUAUGUUUUUCCAAAGGAAAAUAAAUACUUCAGCGUAUCUACAACUACUCUUAUUUUUUUAAAGGAAAAUAAUUUCGACUUUAACGAAUGGAUUUGUAAUGGUGUUGGUUACUUAACGCCACCUGAGGAGGAAGAAAAAAAAAAAUAUAUCUUUGAAAAGAUGGACGAGCUAAGAAAUUUGAUGAAUAAAUGUAACACGAAAACAGAGGAUGCCAAAGAGAAGGGCUUGGGUGACAGGAAAAAAAAAGUCGAUGUAGAGAAAAUUAUUCAAGAAAUAGAAAAUUAUAAAAUUGUUGACGAUGAGGAUAAGGAAGCCGUUAUUGAAAUAAUAAAGAAAAUUGGAAUUUGGCUAACGCGUGGGGAUAUGGUUCAUCCUAUGGGGAGGUUCAAUCAUGGAGAGGGGGAUAAAACAAGCUCGGUGGAGACGGCUGACUCUGCAGAUGGACGAUUAUUACAUCAGUCGGAAAAUGUGGGGGAGCCCCACUCGCACCAUAUCAAUGCAACCUAUCAACGAGGUGACAGCGCAGCGGAGGGUUGCAACAGUGUGUACACGAAUUACACGAAUGGACGUGAAAAGCAUGAGGAAAAAAGUUCCACGUUCAGGGAAAUCAUUCCUGGUUCGUUAGAAUAUGAAAGUAAUGAUCAUGUUAGUUCGACUGUUAUAGAGAGUGAUGAUAUCCCAUUGGACGCAAACCAUGUAGACGCAUUCGUUGGUGGAGAAAAAAAGGGAGGUAAUUUAGGCAAGGUAGGGAAAACGGAACUCCCGCCACGAGCUAACCCAAAAGAUGAUCCCUCGGAUUGUCCUCUAUACAUAGAAAUAGAAAACCCGUAUCUACGAUUACUUGCGCAUACGUUAAUAACGAAAUAUUUCAAUGGCAUUUUCUGCAUAUCUGUUAAGGUGAAUGAUAAAAAGCAUUUAGCCAUCUAUCGAACGGAAAAGGAUUCAUACAAGGAACAAAUUAAAGCAUUAGAAUUGGAGGUAGAAAAAAUCAACCAAACAGUUGGAGUGAGGUUACUAUUUGAUGAAAUUAUAAAAAAUAAAAAAAUAAUCAUCGGACAUAAUUGCUUUUAUGAUAUUCUGCACAUAUACCAGACGUUCUAUCAUGAGUUGCCAAAUUCGAUUAGUGUCUUUAAGAAUAAAUGGACAGAAAUAUUUCCCUACACAUUUGAUACAAAGUACUUGAACGAAACGAAUGAAUAUUUAUAUGCACUGAAUGGCCCUGCAACUUUGAAGGGGUUAUGUGAAUACAUGGCUUCCCUAAUUUCGGCUAGUAACGAUUUCGAUUUUGUUUUUAAUUUUACGAAUGGGCAUUCGGACCUCCCUCAAUGUUUUGUCCCUCUUGUAAAGUUAGAGGAUCAGACAAAUGAUGAUGCAGUGGGUAAUGUUCCUGGCAACGUAGCUAGGUACGCUUCCUUUGAUGGAGAAAAUGAGGUAAAGAAUCACGCAGAUAAUGGACAUAGUAACAAUAGGGGUGAUAACGAAAAGGACAGGAUGUGUCCAAAUGGAACAGAAUUAGUGUCCCCCCAAGGAAGAAAUCAAGAUUUUCAUGUAAAUGCCAAAACGAGUGAUGAACAUAAUGCCGGUUAUGAUAGCCUCCUAACAUGCCUCCUUUUCAUAUUUCAGUGUCACUAUAUUUUGAGAAAAAAUAAUAUGAUGUGGAAAAAUAUUUACUUCACUAAAGCAAAAAGCGCGAACGGAAGUGCGAACGGAAGUGCGAACGGAAGUGCGAACGGAAGCGCAAACGAAAGCGCGAAAUCAUUUUUUGAUAUUUUUUUAACUAUGUGCAAUAAAAUAAAAAUUGUAAAAACGCAACCGAAUGUGGUAUCGCUAACUAGUUCGGAAAACUACGAAAUGGCGAGACAUUUUUACAUGUAUGAUUAUCCAAGCUAUUUUAAAAAAUGGGAAAUCAUGAAGAUCUGGUCCCCCAUUUGGAUUUCCCUAAGUAAGGUAGAUGACCAAUCCUGCUGGAUAAUAGCUAAAAGUGACGACGACGCCAAAAAUAUUAAAAUGAUAUAUAAGAUGUUGCAGAACCCGCAGUUCAAGUUGUGCACCUAUGAGGAGUACAUAAACAAGUUUAAGUCCAAGUAG